UCAUAUAAUCGUAGAGCUUCGUCGCGCCGUUAGCGCGGGAACGCGGCUCAAUCAGCCACUUGUGGCUGACUGCUUGUGGCGCGACCGCGAUUUUCGAGACCAUGUCUCCUUGCCAGAAAUAGCAACUGGACACGCAACCUUCAACAUUCACCCCUUGCGCGAGAUAUUGGAAAGAGGAGGGUUAUCGCACUCGACAGCCCUGGGUCACGACUACUCCAUGAUUUUACGGCAAGAACAAUAUUGGGCAGCAGCGACCACAACGGCAUCCAGCGCAUACCAACACCAUGGACGUAAACCCGGCCGUUGAGCCAGAACUCGAUGGCUUCAGCCGCGUGUUGCCAUUGCCCUACCGGGUAGCCUUUAUCAUCGUCCUUGGCAUCUGGGCAUGGGGCCUCAACCUCCACUACCUCUCUCUAAUCCGCAUCGACGUCCCCUCCCUGAUCCGCUACCCCUCUCGCACCUCACCGCACCACCUCCCGCACCACCUCUCGACCUACCGCAUCGCGACAUUCCUCUCAAUCCCGCUCGGCAUCUCACUCCUCCUAUUCUGGACACUCACCAGCGGCAGCCCCACCGACAUCGCAGCCUGGGAAAUUUUGCCAAACCUAUACCUCCUCAUGCUCGUCGUGGGUUUUAUCGCACCCCUGCCCUUCGUCUCACGCGCCGGCCGCAGCAGGACGCUCUCAACGCUGAAACGGAUAAGCAUCGGCGGGAUCGCAGAGGCCGCAGACGGGAAGUUCGGGGACGUACUUCUUGCUGAUGCGCUGACGAGUUAUGCAAAGGUGCUUGGCGAUUUGUUCGUGAGCCUGUGCAUGUUCUUCUCGUCCUCGCACAGCAGCACAGGCCCGCCGAAUCGCAGUUGUGGAGGCGCGUUUUGGGUGCCAUUUGUGAUCAGCAUACCCUCGCUGAUUCGGCUGCGGCAGUGUAUCACGGAGUAUUUCCGUGUGCAGCGGGCGAAUGCGCAAACGGGGUCCAUGUCGAAGGCGAUGGGCUGGGGUGGCGUGCAUCUUGCUAAUGCGCUGAAAUAUAGCACUGCAUUUCCAGUCAUCAUCCUAAGUGCCCUGCAGAGGACGCCGGAGCCGGAUAAAUUUGGGGUUAGCGAGGCGACGCUGUUCAGGAUGUGGAUGGUUGCUGUGGUCGUCAACUCUGGAUACUCGUUUUGGUGGGAUGUGAUGCGCGAUUGGGACCUGACGCUGUUCUCGCCGAGGGAGAGGAACAAUCCAGAGUAUCCCUUUGGGCUGAGGCGACACCGAUACUUUCACGCAAAGGAGUUCUAUUACGCUGCGAUCGUUAUGGACGCGUUGUUGCGCUGUACGUGGAGCUUGAAGCUCUCGCCGCAUUUGGACCAUUUCAACGAUCUCGAGGGAGGCAUCUUCACCAUGGAAGUUCUUGAAGUGUUGAGAAGAUGGGUGUGGAUUUUCUUCCGCGUAGAGACAGAGUGGGUGCGAACCCACCGUGGUCCGGCUCCAGAUGACAUCCUGCUUGGCGACGUAGGCUCAAAUCGAUACGACGACAGCGAGACAGAUCGCUCAGAUUAGAUAGAUACCCAUAGACUACAUUUCUGCUUCUACAAUGAUACCCCUACAAGCACCUAACGCUACUCCAUGAUGUUUAAAAACGUAUUCUCAUGUUCUGUUGAG
Molecule: messenger RNA, 1640 nt
Organism: Didymella exigua CBS 183.55
Lineage: Eukaryota; Fungi; Ascomycota; Dothideomycetes; Pleosporales; Didymellaceae
Product: EXS-domain-containing protein
Exons: 3
Coding region: 285-1538 (417 amino acids)
Cellular component (GO): cytoplasm; membrane
Source: RefSeq, a predicted model, not a curated record